This is a messenger RNA of Rhodamnia argentea, 359 nucleotides long. Its product is annotated as low temperature-induced protein lt101.2. NCBI's taxonomy places the organism in Eukaryota, Viridiplantae, Streptophyta, Magnoliopsida, Myrtales, Myrtaceae. The coding region runs from base 95 to 259 and encodes 54 amino acids. The transcript is spliced from 2 exons. Gene Ontology annotation, cellular component: membrane. The record is from RefSeq and is a predicted model, not a curated record.
GGUUUUCCGCCUGGCAUCGCGGCGAACUCUCACAAGCUCUGAAACUGAAUUUCGUUCCCUCACAUCGAGCAGGAAGAGCAGAAGGAAAGUAAGAAUGGGUUCGGAGACGUUCGUGGAGAUCCUCCUGGCGAUCCUCUUGCCGCCCGUCGGAGUCUUCCUUCGUUAUGGCUGUGGAAUUGAGUUCUGGAUAGAUUUGCUGCUGACGAUAUUGGGGUACAUUCCGGGGAUCAUAUAUGCGAUCUAUGUCCUGGUUGGAUAGCACGGCUAGAUGAUUUCUUUCUUUCUUUCUUCUUCUUCUUCUUCUUCUUCCUCUCCUCAUGUUUUUUGAAGUUGAAUAAAAUUGAUGUGUCGGUUCUGUA